This is a messenger RNA of Cladocopium goreaui, 1986 nucleotides long. The record is from the annotation of a GenBank genome assembly. NCBI's taxonomy places the organism in Eukaryota, Dinophyceae, Suessiales, Symbiodiniaceae.
GAACAUGGUUUGCUCUAUGAAGCCCAGCUGAAUUGCAAUGACAUUCUGAUACACCCGCAGAACCGGGCUGGAAAAAUGUGCUUGCCAGCCGAAGUGCAUGCCAAAGGUUGCAAGAUGCUGAAAACAGGGGCAGACCCCAGCAGAUUAGAUGGCAUUUGCUUUGAAGUCGCUGCAACAGCAGCCACCAGGUCUCAGCAGUUCCAAGCCAACCAAGAUUUGCAGGAGCAAAGCGGUGGCAAGCUAGCCAAGGUUCGCUUCACUGAAAGGUAUUUGUCCGUGUCUGGAAGCCACACUGUCUCGUUUGUCAAGAGUGUGGCACAGGGAUGUGCGACCGAUGAUCCUGGUUUGCUGGAUAUGUGCCCAAAUGGCCAGCUUUCGCUUGAAGCUCUGUUGAGUGGCAGCAGUGUGCCACUCGAUGAGCACCCAUUCACACAGAUGGUGAAAAUUGGGUGGACUUGGAAAAUCAUCAGGCAGGAGGUGGAGCAAGAAUUUAGUGAUCUUCCUGCAUUGAUACAACAAGCCCAACAUUCUUCGCAUGCCUUGGCUAGCCACGUGAACGAAAUUGAGGCUGCCAUGCAGGUCGCUUUUUGGUUCAACCAAUGCAAUGACAUGGCAGAAGCAGUCAAAUUGACUGUGGCGUCUCAACCUGCUUGCUCUCACUACAUGGAAACUAUUGGGUUCUAUGUGAGAUUGUACGGUGGAGGUGAAGAUUUCCCUGUCAUGAAAGUGUUGGAUGGCAUUUCGAAGCUCUAUGGCAGCAAUGCUUGCAUUGGCGAGGAGUUCAUGGACCAUGUGACAUUUCUGGAUUUCAAAGAUCCAGACACAACAUUCGUUUGGCUGAGAGCCGGGUGUUUGGCAGCAAACUGCACCAGCCCCAGGUCAGUGGAUUCGAUAUCCAAGUUCUUGGUGAAGAGCGACUUGGACAAAUUGAAGCAUGCGAAAAUCAGAGCAGAUGUGAAAAAGGGUGAAGACUUGUGUUCUUUGGCAUGGGAGACCUUGUGCCAAGGGCAUUUGCAGACAGACAAGAAAGGCAUCACUCUGAUGGGCAGGCUGCUGGUGAGAGUAGUUCUGGUCCUGACGAACAAAUCAGGCAAGGGUCGCGAGCAGAAGGUUUACAAUAACCUGCAAGAAGUCAAUGACACCUUCGUUGAAGAAUUGUCGUCUUUGCAGAACCCGAACAGAGCACCGAACCCAGCUCAACCUGCUCAAGCUGUACCUGCCACUACCCAAGCUGGAGCUGUUGUCUCUUUGAAGGACGCAGCAAGUGCAUCUCACAUCGCGCUGGAAAGCCACAAGCACUUGGCAAUUGGAAAGCUCUAUGUGCACAAGGAUGACCACCGCAAGAUCUGGAAGUUUGUCGCCAUUGAUUCCCGAGCAGGAAAAUUUACUCACCAGCCUUUGUUUGGAUCUCUUGAAGAAGCAGUUGUGAAGCUAUCAGAUUUGAAAGAUUGGAAGGUGUGUACCCUGAACGAGCCUGAGCUUGUAGACGAUGGAAAACUGGAGAACAUGCUGCCUUUGAAAUCCCAACAGCUUGAUGUCUUGCUUGCGAAGGCUCAAUGCCAGGUGGGAGUGUAUGAAUUCUACGAGAAGCAGGGUGAACCAGAUGUCACCAUCUCGAACACAGGCAGUUUGUAUGCCAGGAAGACCAUGAAGAAAGGAAGCUUGAAGUUGGCGCCAUUUGGCUCCGUGCAAAUUUGUGACAUGUCCAAAACAGCCAAAAAUGCUUGUGUGCUGCAAGUGCAAGGAAGGACGGAGACGUUUGUAGUGGCACCACCAAAAGCUGACUUCAAGAAAGGCAGUGGGUCCUUUGUGCCUUUUCAUCUCCUGAAACAUGCUGAUGAUGGCAACGAGGCUGCUGGAAACAUGGAAAAGGUGCAAGUGAAACAUGAAAAGAUGACAAUCCCUGUGUACAAGAACAAGCGGCAGAUUGACGAAGGAACCGAGCUGCUCUGGGAGCCUUUGCCAGCAGCUCGCAAGAAGUCUUAA